ACUUUAGAACUCACAGACCAUACUGUUCUUGUAAGCUUUCUGGAAAAUCUCAUACUUUUGUCUCUCUAAUCAUUUUGUGGAACUUCAUUCUACUCUCUCUUCUCUGCGACUCACCUGCCGGAAAAGUUCCGGCGGUUAUACUUCCACUUCAAAGAUGGCCGAACAAUUUUCAAGCUCCGUUGAGUUUGGACUGAGGCUCUCAAAGCGAAUUUUCUAUGGCAAGGGAUCUUUUUCUGCUCCGAUACCGGAGCCGGCGCUAUCCAAGACUAUGGAGGGGUAUCUACCGACCGCACCGAUGUGUUACGCGAUGUUGCCAGAACCAGAGAUAGUUGACAAUCCGGACAUUCGGACUUACCAGCCGUACGUGCACGGCCGGUGUGAACCGCCUGCGUUGAUUCCACUACACAUGCACGGAGUCGCCAUGGAAAUUGACUGUUCCCUGGAUACGGCCUUUGUUACAGUUAGCGGAACGUGGCGCCUCCAUUGUGUAAGGUCGAGUAAAAUGUGUGAUUGCCGGAUUGCUAUACCAAUGGGAGAACAGGGUUCACUUCUAGGUCUUGAGGUUGAUGAUAGUGGAAUAUGUUAUCAAACUGAAAUUAUCAUUCCAAAAGAUGAAAGAGAUAUAGAGAAAGCAGCGAAAACAAAAGAUGGAUAUUUCUUGAAAAGCCAAAUAUACACCGUCAAGAUUCCACAGGUCAUUGGAGGCUCUCUUAUUUCAAUAAAAAUCCGAUGGUGUCAGAAAUUGCUAUAUCAUGAUGAUCAGCUCUCAGUUAGUGUACCUUUUAGUUUUCCUUCAUACGUCACCCCAGUGGAGAAGAAAAGUCCGAAGAAAGAGAAAAUCUUUUUGAAAGUAAACUCUGGUCUUGCGGCUGAAGUGUUAUGCAAGAGCAGCAGCCAUCCUAUUAAGGAACUAACACACCAAUUUGGCAAGUUAAGUUUCUCAUAUGAAGCAGAAGUGCCUGCAUGGUCAACUACAGACUUCAGUUUUUCAUAUGCGGUUUCUUCAGCUGACAUAUCUGGUGGCCUGCUCUUACAAUCACCAUUUCUUCGUGAUUUUGACCAAAGAGAGAUAUUUUGCUUGCAUCUUUACCCUGGAAAUAGCCAAAAUAGGAAGAUUUUCAGAAGGGAUGUGGUAUUUGUCAUAGAUGUAAGUGCAAGCAUGAAAGGAAGUCCACUUGAAAAUGCAAAGAAUGCACUGCUGGCAUCACUUUCUCAACUAAAUGCCCAGGAUACAUUUAAUAUUAUAGUUUUUAAUGAGGACUUCUUCUUGUUCUCGCGGUCAAUGGAACCUGCAACAGAAGGGGCAAUAUUAAAUGCUACCCAAUGGAUUGGUACUAUGUCUAUUGCCAAAGGUGGUACAAACAUAUUGCUUCCGCUAACUCAGGCAAUGAAGCUAUUUCAGAAAACUACUGAUUCAAUCCCUCUGAUUUUUCUCGUUACUGAUGGAGCUGUUGAAAAUGAAAGAGAGAUCUGCAAUUUUUUUAAAGGCUAUGUCACAAGUAGGCAAUCAAUUUGCGCUCCUCGCAUCUGUACUUUUGGCAUAGGUUUAUAUUGUAAUCACUACUUUCUGCAAAUGCUAGCACAAAUUGGGAGGGGUCACUUUGAUGCUGCUCAUGAUCUAGAUUCAAUUGACUCUCGAAUGCAGAGGUUAUUUAGAUCUGCUUCGACAAUCAUUGCUUCCAAUAUAAUGGUGGAAAGUUUAGAAGGUCUUGAUUCACUGGAGCUAUUUCCAUUUUAUAUGCCCGACCUUUCGCUUGAAAGUCCGCUGGUUAUAUCAGGAAGAUAUGAUGGAACCUUUCCUGAUUCCAUUAAAGUAAAAGGCACCCUGGCGGAUAUGAGCAACUUUGAAGUGGACUUGAAAGUACGAAGGGCAAAAGAUAUGCAGCUUACAAAUGUACUUGCCAAAAGACACAUAGACUUUGUUACUGCUCAGGCAUGGUUAUCAGAAAGUAGAGAACUGGAGGAGAAGGUUUCCAAAAUGAGCACACAAAAUAAAGUCCCCUCGGAAUACACCUGCACGGUUCUUGCAACUGCUGAAAAGGGAAAGAAGGCACCGGAACAAUUCCUGAUACAGAAGGCGUACAGCAGAAUCACCCUGCAGAAUGUGGAACCUGAAAACCAGAGAAUAUUCCUUGGAGGGCUGAGUAUUGGAUUUGGUGACACCAAAGCGACAGCCGCAAACACCCCGCCGGCAUUAAAAGAAGCGAAACCUUCAGAAGGUCUAUUGGAGAAGGCUGUUUGCACUUGUUGCAGCAGAUUUGCUAAUACUUGCUGUUGCAUGUGCAUGCUCCGCACCUGCUCUUACAUGAAUGACCAAGCCACUAUUGUCUGCACCCAGCUCUGUGCUGCUCUUGCUUGUUUCGAGUUGAUCAAAUGCUGCAUCGAGCUCUGCGAUUGCGAGUGUUUCGAGUGACAUUACUUUCCAAGUUGAACUGCAGGAAAAAUGUGUGUACUGUGUAGUAUUUAAUGUAUAAUAAGUCAUUAACUAUGUGUAUAUAUGCCCUUGUGCAAUGUGUUCCAGUCUGUAGCUACAUUUAUGUAAACUUAUUUCUAUUACCUCGGUUCUCAUCCCCAUAAAUAAAAAAUGCAUAGCUGAAAAAGUACACCUGAA
This is a messenger RNA of Neltuma alba, 2611 nucleotides long. RefSeq lists its product as uncharacterized. The record is from RefSeq and is a predicted model, not a curated record. The transcript is spliced from 13 exons. The coding region runs from base 155 to 2413 and encodes 752 amino acids. Lineage: Eukaryota; Viridiplantae; Streptophyta; Magnoliopsida; Fabales; Fabaceae.